This is a messenger RNA of Colletotrichum spaethianum, 873 nucleotides long. RefSeq lists its product as uncharacterized. The transcript has 2 exons. The record is from RefSeq and is a predicted model, not a curated record. Lineage: Eukaryota; Fungi; Ascomycota; Sordariomycetes; Glomerellales; Glomerellaceae. The coding region runs from base 1 to 873 and encodes 290 amino acids.
AUGGUCAAGAAAGGCCCUGUUCCCGACGCUUGGGAGGACGAUGACUGGGAGUCUGCCGCCGACAAGAUCGAUGGUGGGGCACCGUUGCAGCCUGAGCCGCCUGCACCGUUGAGCAAGGCAGAGCGCCUCGCACAGCAUGCCGAGUCGAACCGCAAGCUCUGGGAAUCAGCCAACCCCGAUAGCGACUCCCCCACGCCUCUGACCUUCCUCGAAGCCCAACCCUCGGUACCACUGGCCACGGGCUUCAAGCCCCAAGUCAAGGUCCUCAGCCGCAAGCCCGCUCCCCGGACCAUCGCCCGCCGCGACCCCGUCACCGGCCUGCUCUCCCACCUCUCCCUCGCCGACGACGACGCCGACGACCAGCGCGCCGAGAAGAAGCCCCAGCUCACCCCGGAGGAGAUCCGCGCCAAGCAGCAGCGCGAGCUCGAGGAGAAGCAGCGCCGUUACGAGGAGGCCCGCGCCAAGAUCUUUGGAGAGUCGAACCCCUCGUCUGGUGCCUCGAGCCCCGGGACGACGACCCCGCCCCGAGGCGGUGAGAACGAGAGAGGAGGCCGCGGCCGUGGUAGGGGGCGCGGUCGCGGUGGUGGACACCGAGGAAACAACUCGAGCCGACAGGAAGACUACCGACGGCCUGGGAGCAGUCGGGCCGACGGCGUCCGCUCCGAGAGCGGCCGUGAGCUCUACGAUCCCAGCUACGCGCCCAGGGGAGGCUUUGCGAUGCAGAAGCGAGGGGGCGAUCCCGGCUCGCAUUCUGGCCGGUCUACGCCAAGAGACGAGGAUCAACCCAAGCAGGCCUUCCGGGCACCACGCGGACCAGAUGGGAGUGGAAGAGGAGGGUUCGGCUUCGCCAAGCGAGGCACCAAGGAGGGUUGA